Contarinia nasturtii (swede midge) is the source of this 1533-nucleotide messenger RNA. Its product is annotated as protein starmaker-like. The record is from RefSeq and is a predicted model, not a curated record. The transcript is spliced from 2 exons. NCBI's taxonomy places the organism in Eukaryota, Metazoa, Arthropoda, Insecta, Diptera, Cecidomyiidae. The annotation marks the transcript as partial.
CAAGAUGAUGAAGACAAGUUUGAUGAAGAAUCGUCAAAAGAAACAAGUGAAAACGUUUCAACCAAAUCCAGUAACAAUGAAAAGGUAUCUCAGAGUCAGAAGAAGAAAGAUGAUGAAGGGGAUGAAGAAAAAAACGAAAUAACUGGUUCAACGCCAACAAAUGAUGAUCCUGACAAGUUAACCAGUCCGGACAGUGGCGCAAUACACGUAUCGAAUACCAAAUUACCAAAAGAAGGCGAUUUAAUCAAAUUAAUUAAAAGUAAUAACGUACCUCAGCGUGGUGAUCAAAAGAUGAAGAAAAAUGAAGACACAUAUGAUACAGAAAUAAACAAACCAAUCAAGCGGCGACAGAAUUAUGGCCGACGAUCAGAACCAAACCAAAAGAAACAACCUAAAAAUCCGAAUCCCAAAUACGUCUUGGUUUCUUCAUCAGACGACGAAGAGUUCCGUCCGUCCGUUCAUCGGGGUAAGAAGCGACAGACCGGAAAACGAACAAAGCGACAGACCGGCAACAGCAAUUCUGAUUCGGACCGCAACAAAAAAUCCAAACAUGAUGAAAGUGAUCAAAGUGAGCUGUCCGUCCGUCCAUCUGAAGAAAGUGAUUUCGACGAUGCAAAAAGCAACGCUUCUGACAAUAGCAAGAAUGACGCUUCUGACAAUAGCAACGACGAUCUAUGUGAUGAAGAUUUGACGGAUGCGACAAAUAAGAAGAACUCAAGCGAAGUCAUCCUUAACAACAUUAUUGAAAACAACAAUCAGCUGUCCGUCCGUCUAUCUAAAGAAAGUGAUGUCAACGAUGUCAACGCAUCUGACAAUAGCAAGAAUGAAAACAACGACGACCCAUUUGAUGAAAAUUCGACGGAUGCGACAAAUAAGAAGAACUCAAGCGUAAUCAUCAUUAACGAAAGUAUUGAAAACAACGACGAGCUGUCCGUCCGUCGAUCUAAAGUAAGUGAUGUCAACGCUUCUGACAAUAGCAAGAAUGAAAACAACGACGACCCAUUUGAUGAAAAUUUGACGGAUGCGACAAAUAAGAAGAACUCAAGCGUAGUCACCAUUAACGAAAGUAUUGAAAACAACGACGAGCUGUCCGUCCAUCCAUCUAAAGAAAGUGAUGUCAACGAUGCAAAAAGCAAUGAAAAAAACGUCAACAAGCGCAAGAUGGACGAUUUAUCCGUCAAUGAAUUGAAACGCAUUAAGGUCCAUCAGGGCGAUUCUGAUAACAACAAAAGAAAAGAUCAUUCAUCGUUGUCAGAUGUCGAUACGUCCGCCCGUCCAUCCGGCAAAACUUUGGCUAAGAAAGUGCCAAAGAAAACAGCUAAAAAGCGUGGUGCGACGAAUGAUGUUGUUGAUGGUGAUGGGCGCCAACCAAAAAAACGCAAGAAGCAAAAGGACUCACAACAAGCUUCCGAUGCAACUAAAGAACGUGGAAAUAAUGAAACGUUACCGAAUAAUGAUGAUGUUGAUGCGGGUUCAUCUGUUCAGAAAGCUCCAGUCUCUCGUCGUCUACUUAGAAGCAAAAAAGAAUUUUAA